CGACCACUGCACAGUGCUACAGUCGAUCGUGUCUUGAUCACUUGAUGAAUUCUGAUGGUUGCAAAUACUGCAUAUAUGAAAAAGCAUUGAGAUUUUGAAAGACAUUUGUAGGGCAAAAUCAAUCGUGCCCGGCCUCCAUGAAUUAACAAAGAAGUACCUGAUAAAACAGUGUGAAUGUCAAGAAUAGAAGUUUAUAGCAGUACUGUUAAGUAUGAUUACAUUAACGAGGAAACUGAAGAAAGAAUCAGAUGUUACCCCUGGAGCAACUACAGAAGUACCCAAGAGAGUGUCUGUCAGAGACAAGUUACUGAUUAAGGAGGUUCAGGAAAUGGAGCAAACUUUACCUAUUACUUGUCGAGUGAAAUUUGAAAAUGCAGAUCUUCUACAUGAUUUUCAACUAGUUGUGACACCUGAUGAAGGUUAUUGGUGUGGAGGGCGCUUCAGUUUUCACAUAUUAAUAACUGAAGAUUAUAAUAUGGCUCCUCCAACUGUCAAGUGCCUCACUAAACUAUGGCACCCUAAUAUUAGUGAAGAUGGUGAUAUAUGUCUUAGCCUCCUGAGACAAAAUUCCAUUGAUGGAAUGGGCUGGGCACCUACUAGAAAAUUAAAAGACGUUGUAUGGGGACUUAAUUCAUUAUUCACUGACUUACUGAAUUUCGAUGAUCCUCUAAAUAUUGAGGCUGCUGAGCUUUAUACAAAGGAUAAAGAUGCAUUUCGCUGUAAAGUAAGAGAAUAUGUGACAAAAUAUGCCAAGAGGUGAAAAUGAUUGUGAAGCAACAAAUGACUUUUCAAAUGAAAUGUGUUUGGUUCAUUUGUGAACUGUAUUGAAUGAAUGUUGAACUAUGUUUCCUACUUGAGUGAUAGAUGUGUUAAUAUGUGACCGGAAGAAAAACUAAAGGUUUUGCAUUGUGGACUUCAGAGUUAAUAAAUGAGUUUGAGCUGUUUAUGCAUGCCUGAAAAUUGCAUAAGUGAAACAUUAGAAGAGCUUAAUUAUCUUUCGCCAGAUUGAAUUCUUGUGUAAACCACCUUUCUCCUUCAUUAAUCAUGAUCCAGCUUUCUUCACAGCAAAUUUUAUGUAUUGGAAAUUAAGUAAUAAUGAUAAACAUUUUUCCUAUAUCCACACCCUCUACAAUUAAACCCCAUCUUCCACUAUAAUUAUCAAAAUCUCUUGGAACUGUUAUAAAACAUACGUGUAAUGACAUUAACAUGAAACAUUUAUAGUCCAGAAACUGAUGAGCUCUUAUUCUUUGAAAAGGGUGGAAAUAAAUGCUGCUCUUAAAUAAAAAAUUCUGGUUUCUACUACUGCACGUUACCCUAACAGCACUAUGUUUUCAUAAUAUUCCUAAUAAAAAUUACAAUUUCGAAGAUUUGGAAGCAUAAACGACUGUACCUGAAAGAAGAAAAGCAUGCCAUUCAUUAUUCAUAAAUUAAUUUAUUUAAACUGAAGUUGGUUAUAACUCGGUGGCAGCUAAUUACAUAUAUAAGAUAACAUAGCUAAUAUGCAAAUUAUAUAAUAAUGAUAAUUAUAGUAAUUAAUAAUGCUACAAUAAUAAUCAUAAUAACAAUAGUUACUGCAUCAGGGCAUUUCAGAAUAAUG
Molecule: messenger RNA, 1597 nt
Organism: Gryllus bimaculatus (two-spotted cricket)
Lineage: Eukaryota; Metazoa; Arthropoda; Insecta; Orthoptera; Gryllidae
Source: the annotation of a GenBank genome assembly